AUGCGCCUCCUCACAACCCUAGCCCUCGCGGCAACAUCAGCAUCCGCCGCCUCCCUAACUCUCUCGAUCCCCUCCUCCCAAGCCUUGCCCAACCCCUACACUCUCCCGCCCUCAACCCACGCGACGCUCUCCUCCCUCGGCGCCACCUUCUCCGCGCCCCUGUCGGUCAAAAACACCUUCGUCUUCCACAACCUCACCGACAGCAGCGACUCCUACCUCGUCGACGUCCACUGCGCGACCCACGCUUUCGCGCCGCUGCGGCUCGACGUCGAUGCCGAGGGCGGGGUCGCGGCGUGGGAGACGUACCGCGGCAACGACUGGGAUAACAAGGGCGAGGCGUACGUGUCCAAGGACUUUGAGGGCGGUGGGAAGGGGUUCGAGGUUAGGGUGUUGGGGCAGAAGAAUUAUUUUGUUGAGAGGAGCAAGUUCUCCAUCCUCACUAUCCUCAAGAACCCCAUGAUCCUCCUCGGCCUCAUCAGCAUGGGCAUCUUCCUCGGCAUGCCCUACCUCAUGGACAACAUGGACCCCGAAAUGCGCGCCGAAUUCGAAGAACGCCAAAAGAGCAACCCGAUGAACUCCCUCCUCGGCGGCGGCGGCGGAGGCGGCGACGCGAACCCCAUGGCCAACUUUGACAUGGCGGGCUUCCUUGCCGGUACCGGCAGCAGCAGCAAGAAGGAAGAAUCCUCCGGUUCCGGGUCCGGUGCCUUGAGUGGCGGUGGUGCCGGUGGUAAGAAGGAGAAGGGCGUGCGGAGGUGA
Colletotrichum godetiae is the source of this 756-nucleotide messenger RNA. RefSeq lists its product as uncharacterized. The transcript has 3 exons. The record is from RefSeq and is a predicted model, not a curated record. NCBI's taxonomy places the organism in Eukaryota, Fungi, Ascomycota, Sordariomycetes, Glomerellales, Glomerellaceae. Bases 1 to 756 code for a protein of 251 amino acids. Gene Ontology annotation, cellular component: EMC complex.